AUGGCUCGCCACGGAGAUACUCGCUCACCAUCACCUGUAGGCAGCACACUUUCUUCAUCCCGACGACCUCGCAGAGAGGAUGAUCGCUAUGACAGAACCAGGCGGGAUGAUGGGCGCAGUUACCGCAGAUCCCGCAGCCCAGAGAGACGAUACCGCGGGCGCGACCGCCCUCGCGAUAGAGAUGCAUUUCGACGACCAGAUCUUCCCGUAGACCGGCGCAACGAAGAUACUUAUCGGCCACCUCGAAGAGACCGAUCUCGAGAACGGCGACGAGGCGACGACCAUGAUCUCCACCGCAGAACUCGUGAUAGGGAUUACCGUUCUAGGCGAGAUGACUCCCGGGAUCGGGACCGCAGACGGAUAGAUGAUCCUGCUGACUUGAAGCCCAAGUCUAGACGGGAUGACAGUCGUGAUCGUGCUUUGAGCCGACGAUCUAGAUCCCAAACUCGAGAGCAAUCUAAGCCGUCCACACCGGUCCCCACUGCCCAGAUCGACGAGGAGAAGAAAGCAGAGAGACUUGCCAAACUCGAAGCAUGGAAACAGAAACAAGCCGCCGAACGCGAAAAGAAACAACGCGAACAGGCAUCAGUUGAUCCCAAGAAGAUCCUCGAGGCGAUUGACCGGAAAUCGGUUGUAUCUCCAGGUCCUGCCGCAUUUCCUGGAAAGUUGAAGUUCGAUCCAAAGGCCAUUGCUAAAUCAUCGAACACGACAACCGCUCCCCCCGCUGUGCUUGGUAUCGAUGUUGCCGUCCUGCCAUCUGCCAAAGCUUCGUCUGUGACAAAGUCCAAUAUACCUAGUGCUGUGCCCGACACGCUCUCUGAACCCUUGAAAGCCAAGGGUAAUGUCAGCGGGUUUGGCCUGGGUGCAAGACAAGUUCUCGAAGCAGAGAAACCCUCCGCUUCUAACACUCUGGGCUUUGGGGAUGGAGACGAGGGAUCCACACGCAAGAAACUCGAAAAAUUGCCGACCACGACUCUCGAUGUGACGGCUGGGCAAGAUGAUGUAGACAUGCAAUCUGAAGGAACCGACGCAGCAGCUGAAACAAGUGCCGCAAGUGAACACCGCGAUACACGACUCCACAAGCAAACCGACGAUGUCCAUAUGGAGGACUCGACGAAUACGCAGGCUGAUUCCACUCCUAUGGAGGUUGACGAUGCUCCAGAAAUCGAUCCUCUGGAUGCAUUCAUGGCUGAUCUCCAAGGCUCGGUGCCGCCUGAACGGACAACUGGGGCCACGUUUUCCAAGAACGCGCACCAUCAACCCGAGGCUAUGUUUAACGAUGACGAGGACGUGGAUGUGACCGCAGUUGGUGAUGAGAAGGCUGAAGAUGUCCUCGAGAUGGCACAAGCGAAGAAAAAGAAGCGGGAGAGGCCUGAGAUCGACCACACCAAGAUCGACUAUGAGCCGUUCCGCAAGGAAUUUUACACUGAACCCUCCAACCUUGCCGAUAUGACCGAGGAGGAUGUAGCAAACUUGCGGCUUGAACUGGACGGCAUUAAGGUCCGUGGUUCCGGCGUCCCUAAACCUGUUCAAAAAUGGUCGCAAUGCGGUUUGGGUGUUCAGACGUUAGAUGUUGUUCACAAGCUUGGGUGGGAAACCCUCACAUCCAUCCAAGCGCAAGCAAUCCCCACGAUCAUGUCCGGUCGCGAUGUCAUCGGCGUGGCAAAAACUGGCUCAGGAAAGACCGGCGCUUUCCUGGUUCCGAUGUUCAGACAUAUCAAAGACCAACGACCCUUGUCUAGUACAGAUGGCCCCAUCAGUAUGAUCCUGGCGCCUACCCGCGAACUGGCCACCCAAAUCCAUAAAGACUGUAAGCCUUUCUUGAAGGCCCUGGGUCUUCGUGCUGUCUGCGCGUAUGGUGGAGCCCCGAUCAAAGAUCAAAUUGCCGAGCUGAAACGGGGCGCGGAAAUCAUUGUAUGCACUGCUGGUCGUCUCAUCGAUCUUCUGGCCGCAAAUCAAGGACGGGUUCUCAAUCUACGCCGUGUCACGUAUGUCGUCUUGGAUGAGGGGGACCGCAUGUUCGAUAUGGGCUUUGGACCACAAGUUGUGAAGAUCAUGUCGAACAUCCGACCAGACAGGCAAACUGUCCUUUUUUCGGCGACGUUCCCUAAGAGUAUGGAAGCAUUAGCCCGCAAGACUUUGAACGAGCCAGUCGAGAUCACAGUGGGUGGCAGGAGUGUUGUUGCUCCAGAAAUCACGCAAAUUGUCGAGGUCCGUAAUAAAGACCAGAAGUUCGUCCGCCUGCUCGAGCUCCUGGGAAAUCUGUACGAACACGACGCGAAUGAAGACUUCCGCACGUUGAUUUUCGUCGACCGUCAAGAGGCUGCAGAUGACUUGCUCAAGCAAUUGAUGUACAAGGGUUAUCCAUGCAUGUCGAUUCACGGCGGAAAGGACCAGAUUGAUCGUGACAGCACGAUUCAAGAAUUCAAGGCUGGCGUUUUCCCUAUCCUAGUCGCCACAUCAGUUGCUGCUCGUGGGUUAGAUGUCAAGCAGCUCAAGCUAGUCGUCAACUAUGACGCACCUAAUCACCUGGAGGAUUAUGUCCACCGUGCCGGCCGCACUGGACGGGCUGGCAACACCGGAACCGCUGUCACGUUCGUCACCGAAGACCAGGAUCGGUAUGCGUUGGAUAUCUCAAAGGCUCUCAAACAAAGUGGACAGCCAGUCCCCGAGCCUCUCCAAAAGCUGGUUGAUGGGUUCAAUGAGAAGGUGAAGUCUGGCAAGGAGAAGAAUUUCUCACGCCAUGGGUUCGGUGGUAAAGGUCUGGACCGUCUCAAUAUGGAACGCGAAACUGCGCGACAGCGUGAGCGGAAAGCAUACAAAACCGGUGAUGAUGACGAUGAAGAUGACAAACUUGAGACCCAGCAGGAGUCAGAUGAUCGAUUGAACAAGGCUAUUUCAGCUGUCCGAUCCAGUGCUGACCCGGCUGUUGCACCGGCUGCAGCUUCUAUGUCGAGUGUGCCGAAAGGCAUUGAUCUUGAUGGGAAGAUUGUUGUGCAUCGUACGGAGAGAGCACCGGCGACUGGUUCAAAGAACCCGCUGGAUAAGGUGGGGUCUGCUGUUGCAGAUAUUCAUGCGCGUUUGAGCCGCGCGGGUGUGAUGAGAUCAGGCGUGCCUAUUGAUAACCGUGGACCUGACGCCGGAGCCUUCCAUGCGACGCUGGAAAUCAAUGAUUUCCCCCAAAAAGCACGUUGGGCCGUCACGAACCGCACAAACGUGGCAAAGAUCCUGGAGACAUCCGGAACCUCUAUCACCACCAAGGGCAAUUUCUAUCCUGCCGGGAAGGAACCUGCCCCCGGGGAGCUUCCCAAGCUGUAUAUCCUGGUCGAGGGUGAGACGGAGAUUUCAGUCACCACCGCCAUACACGAGCUUCGACGCCUGCUCAAGGAGGCGACACUGGCAGCUUCGGAGGGUGAGGCGCGGGCUCCGGUGGGUGGCCGCUACACUGUUCUUUAG
Messenger RNA from Penicillium psychrosexuale, 3456 nucleotides. RefSeq lists its product as uncharacterized. Lineage: Eukaryota; Fungi; Ascomycota; Eurotiomycetes; Eurotiales; Aspergillaceae. Gene Ontology annotation, molecular function: ATP binding; RNA binding; RNA helicase activity. The transcript is spliced from 4 exons. The record is from RefSeq and is a predicted model, not a curated record. The coding region runs from base 1 to 3456 and encodes 1151 amino acids.